This is a messenger RNA of Jatropha curcas, 1441 nucleotides long. RefSeq names its product alfin-like 6 (gene AL6). Gene Ontology annotation, biological process: regulation of DNA-templated transcription. Lineage: Eukaryota; Viridiplantae; Streptophyta; Magnoliopsida; Malpighiales; Euphorbiaceae. The record is from RefSeq and is a predicted model, not a curated record. Gene Ontology annotation, molecular function: histone binding; transcription coregulator activity; transcription cis-regulatory region binding. Gene Ontology annotation, cellular component: nucleus.
AAUAAAAAUAAAAAAUAGGACUCUUUCCUCUCUUCCUUUUUCUCUUUGCCCCAAUUGAAAAAGAUUAGGAAAAAAAAGAAAACAGCAAACCCUAAUCCCUCUCUCUCACUCUCCCUCUCCCUCGUUCAUUCAUAAAUUCGAUAAACACAUCCAAAAACCCUAACUAAUUACCAUUCUUUCUCUCAAUUGAUACCCAAGCUCUCAAGCAUUUUCACUACCAUUAAACAUAUAUAUGCACAUAUAGAAUUACCUUCCAUCUUCUUAUUUGUAUAACAGAAUAAUCUUUUCCGUGUAUAAAAAGUAGUAGGGAGAAAUUGAAAGUUAUUUUAAUUUUGAAGAGAAGAAAGAAAGCGAAUGGAGGGAAUACCACACCCGGUACCUCGAACCGUUGAGGAAGUUUUUACCGACUUCAAAGGCAGACGCGCUGGCUUAAUCAGGGCUCUCACCACUGAUGUUGAGAAGUUCUACCAGCAGUGCGAUCCUGAAAAGGAAAACCUGUGUCUAUAUGGACUUCCAAAUGAAACGUGGGAAGUUAACCUGCCUGUGGAGGAGGUGCCUCCUGAGCUUCCUGAGCCCGCAUUGGGUAUCAAUUUUGCUAGGGAUGGGAUGCAGGACAAGGACUGGUUAUCACUUGUUGCAGUUCACAGUGAUUCUUGGUUGCUUGCUGUAGCAUUUUAUUUUGGUGCACGCUUUGGGUUUGGUAAGAAUGAAAGGAAGAAGCUUUUCCAAAUGAUAAAUGAUCUCCCAACAAUAUUUGAAGUUGUGUCAGGAAAUACAAAACAAGUUAAGGACCAAUCUGCAAUGCAUAACAACAGUAGCAAAAGCAAAUCAAGUGGGAAAGUGCAAUCUCGGCAAUCUGAAUCUCAAACCAAAGCAGCGAAGAUGUCGACACCACCAAAGGAAGAAGAUGAAAGCGGGGAAGAGGAGGAUGAAGAUGAUGAACAGGGUGCUACUUGUGGGGCAUGCGGUGAAAGUUAUGGUACUGAUGAAUUCUGGAUUUGCUGCGAUGUAUGUGAGAGAUGGUUCCAUGGCAAAUGUGUGAAGAUUACACCUGCAAAGGCUGAGCAUAUUAAGCAGUACAAGUGUCCAGGUUGCAGUGGCAAGCGGGCUAGGGUCUGAAGUUAGAUGCUGAAGCUGAAGGCAGGACAAUCAUUAAACAAAGCAGACAAGGUUUUAGAACUUCCAACUUUUCAGUUUCUAAAAAGUAAAACAGAACCAGUUGCUCAUUCUACUCAAUGAAUUUGAAUGAUUGCUGAUUGGAUUAAGUUUCGGUACAUCUGGUUCAUGUUAUGUCAAAUUUUCUUGGGAAUUGUGUUUUUAAAUAGUUGGUGGUAACUAUAUAGAUAUUUUUAUUGCAUUUGUUCGUGCAGUUUUCUUGUUCUGACCUGGAGUCUGUGGCUUAUCUUAUAAUCUGCUUAUGGCCAUGUGUUCAGUUGAUCUA